CCCAAGCCCAUACGUUAAAAACCCACAUACUCACGCCACUUUGCUGCCAUCAGUAGUUGUUACCUUCUAUUCUUUAUAUUUAUUUAAUACAAUUCCACACAUUAGUGUAUUUUACUCGGUCAUAUCUCUAUUGACCCAUAAUCUUGCCCUGCAAUCAUAACAUCAUUGUUGCCUCCAUCGCCUUACCAUCAUUGCUGCCCUCCAUCGCCUUACCAUCACUGCUGCCCUCCAUCGCCUUGCCAUCGCGUUCUGGUCACGAUUAGUUGUGGCAAUCGUUUUGUGAGUUGCGGACUUUCUGUCUUUCUGUGGUCCAAUUCGCACAAGUGCAACGACGGUUCAGCCUUCAGUCCACAGGCCACAACUCCAUUGCCGUUCCUCCUCAACGUCACCACUUGAGACACCGAUGCUCCUACUUAUUGGUUAAUAAUAAUAUUUGCUAUGCAAAUCGAAGAACCGAGUAUAGAUAUGAAUCCAGUGGAAGAAAUGAUUCGCUCUGAAGAUGCCAUAUUUUUUUAUAUGAAUGUUGAUAAUGAGGCUGUGGACUUGGAAGAAUAUAUAGAAGAAGAUGGAGAAUAUGAGGAAAACAGUGAGGACGAUGAGGAACUCGUUCAGGAAAGUGAAGAGGAAAAGGGGGAGACAGGAGAGGGAAAAAGUGGAGAUAUGAUUCCCUUUUUCAAAAAUAUUGAUGUUAUUAAUGAAGAUGUAACUAGUAGUUGGUCACUAUUACAACCAACUAGUGAGUGGACACCGAGUGUUGAGUUAAAGAAAGGGUUAACUUUUAAGGAUAAGG
Messenger RNA from Cuscuta epithymum, 790 nucleotides. The record is from the annotation of a GenBank genome assembly. Lineage: Eukaryota; Viridiplantae; Streptophyta; Magnoliopsida; Solanales; Convolvulaceae.